GGAAGGGGAGGGGACAUGGCGCGGUUACCUGGGCUCGGGCGGUGGCGAGGAGAGUCCGCUCUCCCGCCGCUGCUGGUCCGCGGACGCGCCGGGCCCGUCGCUUUCCCCGGCGGCCCGGAGAGCUCCUCGGCCCCCGCCCCGAGGCGUCCCGGCCAGGCCGCCCCUCCUCAGCGCCGCGCCGCUGCCCGCGCGCGCCGGACCGCCUCGAGCUCCCGGGCCGCCCCGCGGCGGGGGGCCUCUCUUGCUGGGCGCCUGGCUCCCCUCACCCGCUCCCACCCCCUGGGCGGCCGCGGAGCCGAGGGGAGGGCGGGAAGGGCCUCCCGAGGAGAGCAGGAGGGCGCCAACGCAGGCUCCGCCACCCGAGCCGCUCCGUUACCGCAGCAGCGACGACGACCAGGGCCGUGUUGUUGCUGCCAACUUGUCGAGAACACACUGAGCAUGCGCGCGCGGGGACCACAUCCGGGUAAUUUCAGGGUUUGGCCCUUUUCCCCCGCAGCUUUCAUUCUCCCGGCUGUCGCCGCCUCCCGCCCCAAGUGACGGCGAGAGUCGCUCUGCGCAGGCGCCUGCAGGGCAGCGCCAGCCGAGGGGCGGCUCUGAAUCCCGGUCUGGGCCUGGGCCUGGGCCUCCCCGCGGGCAGAGGCGAAGGCCUGCUUGAGGGAGUGGUCGCCGGGAAAAUUGGCAUCUCUUGGCAAAAAAGUUUCCAAGGAGCGCGGGAGAGCUCGGCGUAGAGUGGGCGUCCAGUAAGUGUUUAUAAAUAGCUAUUAGCCCGGCUUUUGUUGUGUAUUUGUUUUGUUCUGUGUGGAGGACCUGCGUAGGCACAAAAAUUGGCCUUCAACCACCGGUCGACAGCUCUGGGGAGAAGGUGGCUAGGUUGUAGGAGUUCACUUAGGGAAGAAACAGACGCUGGCCGCGCCUUCCUUCCCUUUCUGGCAACCCCAAAUCACGAGCCGCAGAGGUGUUUGAACUCCAGAGACGCACAGAACAGUCAAGGAAUCACAUAUUGAAGAGCCUUGCCAGGCGUUGCCAAGUGUGAGUGGAUUUUGUUGGAAGCGAUGUAGGUGCACUCUCUGCUGGAGGGGAACUUCCAAUCCUACGACACGCCAGUUAACUAGGUUACCUGUUUGGUGGGGGAAGGCACAGGCUCUGCUUUUGACUUUAUGCUUCUUUUAUUUCAUAUUUUUUACAAGACGCAUGCAUUUCUUUUUCAUUUAAAACACAUUAAUGAUUUAUUUUCACCAACCAGGAACUACUUUGGAACUACUUUUAGUCCCUCCAAAACUAAUGAUUAGCCAGUUCUAAAGUCAUUUCUUAGGUCAUGUCGCCCAGAAACUCUCUACAUCCACCGCACGCCUUCACCACUCAUACUCAGUGCUUCAUUCUAUCCUCCACAUCACUGCCUGGGCCAGUCCCUCUUUUACCAGAAAGCUCCUUAAGCUCCAAACUGGUGUUCUCUUACUCCUGGGCUUUAUGAAGACCAGUUUUAAGGGAAUUCAUUUCCACAUCUUCCACUGCUGUAUGUUCUAUUUUCGAAAAUUGCCCAGCUUAAGAAAGGAGCUGAGGACACAGCAUCCCCUUUCAAAACUGUCCUCCCACCUUACAAAAGAAAGUCAAAAUUCUCACCCAUACUAAUGUGCAUUGGAUCAAUGCAGUACUUCCCCAGCAAUCCAAAAGGGACAAUUCAAAAAUCGGUAUCUAUGCUGAGAAAGUAAAUGACUUUAGUGAAUGGAUAUUAAAUUAUUUUUCAGGUCAGAUAGUUUUCAAAUCUUUUCUGUCAACGAAACUGAAGGAAGAUCUGUCAGCUGAUAGAUUACAAAACAUGAUUUGGUAAUAGAUCAAUAUGUGAUUCUUAGGUAAUAUACCUCAGAAGAAGGUUUUUAAAAAUUAACACAUAGUUAUAACUAAACUUCUUCCAUUCCAUCUGUAUUAGUUACCUAUUGCUGUAUAACAAUAUCACCACAAAUAUAGAAGCUUGAAACAACAAACAUUUAUGGUAUUACAGUUUCUCUGGGUCAGGAGUCCAGGCAUGGCUCAGCUGGGUCCUCUACAAAGUGAGGCUGGAACAAAGGAUCUGCUUCCAAGCUCAUGUGGUUGUUGGCACCAUUCAGUUCCUUGCAUGCUGCAGGACUGAGGGCCUCGGUCCCUUGCAGGCUGUUGGCUGGAGACCCCCUCUGUUCCUUGCCAUGUGGUCCUCUCCAUAGGGAAGCUAACAAUAUGGUAGCUUGCUUCUUCAAAGCCAGCAACGGGGAGAGUCUCAGCAAGACACUGGUUUCAAUCUUAUGUAACAUCAUCAUAUACACAGUGUCACUCAUACUCUGUCACCUUUGCCAUACAUUGCUGGCCAGAAGCAAAUCACAGGCGCCACCUACACUGAAGGGGAAGGAAACACAAAAGCUUGAACACUAGGAGGCGGGGAUCAUUUGGGGCCUGUUCAGACUCUACCACACCAUCUAUUUAUUUAUGCAGAUGAUAUUCCCUAUAAGUUCAACCUCUUCUCAGAAUUUCCCUUCAGGUUCCCUUCACCUUUUUACUUAAGGGAAACCCAACUUUGCCCUGGGACACUGCUCUUUCUUCUACCUAUCAAGUAGUGGCAACGGUGUUUUCAACCUUCAGCCUCUUAGUGCCUGGAGGUGAGGUAGGUUUCCUUCUUGCUUCUCAACAUUGCUUCCAGGCCGUCCCCCUCCUCCUCUAAACCAGCAGCUUUAAAUCUUGCUAUCCAAUACCUCUGUCGCUGACCUUACCCCACUUCAUCUCUGCAGAAUUUGCUCCUGUCAGUCACUCCAAUGCCACUUCUGUCCUAGUGCUAGGUGGUUAUAAGAUCUUCCCAGUACUCUGGCCUCUCAGUUCCUUUUAUUCUUCAAGGAUUUUCUCUCAUUGCUUCAGUUUUAUGAUCUUACAGUUUCUCUGGGUCAAGAGUCCGGGCAUCACUUGGCUGUGUCCUCUACAACGUGAGGCUGGGAUGAGGAUCUGCUUCCAAGCUCAUGUGGUUGUUGGCAGCAUUCAGUUCCUCGCAGGCCUCAGGACUGAUGGCCUCAGUCCCUUGCUGGCUGUUGGCUGGAGACCCCCACUGUUCACCAUUAACUUCAGGUCACUUGUCCCUGUGAUGAAGUUCACAGCAGAGCUGGAAUUUGAACUCUCUGCCCACAAUGUGUGGCAUGGUGCCACCCUGCAACCCAAAUAGCUCUACCCUGAAGCCAGGGCUGGGAGGGCCUCCUGAUCAGAUGCUCAGAGCAGCGUUUCUCCUACUUUAUAACAUGCACACAGAUCACUUGGAGAGCAUGUUAAAAAGUCCAUCCUGAUUCCUUGGAUCUGAGGGUGGGCUGGAGACUCUCCAUUUUUAAUAAGCUCUCAAGUGAGGCCAAUACUGCUGGUUCCAGAGGCAGAGUCCUAGACUCCAGGGUCUAGACCUAUGUAGGGCCUAAAAUCCAAAAUGUAUUGGGAAGGGGAAUAAUGGAACACUAAAUUAUUUAGGAGACAGUUCACAGUCAUGAUUAUACCCACCUAAAAUGCUUUUUGAUAAAAGCUGAAUUUUCAGACAUCAUUUCCAUUGAAUAAACAUGUAGAGUGAC
Molecule: messenger RNA, 3566 nt
Organism: Chlorocebus sabaeus (green monkey)
Lineage: Eukaryota; Metazoa; Chordata; Mammalia; Primates; Cercopithecidae
Source: RefSeq, a predicted model, not a curated record